AUGUAUUUACAUUCCAUGAAGCGCUACAUACGUGCACCACUAGCGCCUCUGUUAAAUGUGGGACGAUCUAAUUCCAGCUGCGGCGGUGCCGUUUGUUUUUGCGCCCCAUGCGCUGGGCGAACUGCAUACUGUCCAGCCUACGCGACGCAGGUUGCAGCUUUCUGCAUGCCAACCGCCGCGCUUCUACAAUCAUGGGCAGUUAGGACAAACCGGACGUGGAUGUGUGUGAAGGAAGAGUGCCGACACGUGAAUGCACCCGGUGCAACCCACUGCGAAUCGUGUGGGGAGGUGAAGCCGAACCUUAAGGGCUGGUUAUGCGUUGAGUGCAGCACCCGAAACCACAAGGGGGUAAAGAAAUGUCACAAGUGCGCUGCACCAGCGGAAAAAAGCAGCGAGUUUUGGAUGUGCGCGGCCUGUGAGAAGAACAAUCGCAUCGACGACUUGGAUGAUAAUAGUUGUUGUGGUUUCUGCGGUUAUGAUAUGGCCCCCAUGACAAUGACUGAAGCUGAGGCAUUGAGAAUACAGCAGGAGCGAUCCGAGCGCCUUCGAGAGACUCAGGAGCGGUUCGAUGCCCUUUCCGCGAAGGAUGCCGAUGAACAGUUCGGUGAUGAGAUGGCCGGUGCUUCGGAGUUACCGGCAGCAUUGAAACAGGGAGUUCCACCGGCACCACGCACAAUGUUUGACAUUCCCGAGGUGAAACCUUUCGCGCCUACGCCUCAGGGAACUAAGCAUUCGCGCAUAUUGAGGAAACCGCGCCCCGCUUCCUCACCGGGAGCUCCUUCAGGGCCUCCUGGAUUCGAUUGGAUGUGUCGAGAACCCAGUUGCGCCGUCAUCAAUUCUGGGGAUGAGGAAUGUUGCACGGGGUGCGGCAAACACAUAGAGCCAACAGAAUGGGAGUGCUGCCACUGCGGUGCAGUGAAUCACAUGACUCGCGCUAGGUGCUUUAAUUGCCGUGUUACCAUUUCUAUAUCUUGGGUAUGCUCCGACUGCAGAACAGCUACAUGUAUUUAUGAGCGAAGUUGUAGAGCUUGUAACAAAGCAAGGCCCCCGACAGAACCGAAGGAGGCUCGAGACGUGCAACCACCAUCGCAGAAUGCCGGACGUGCUGGAUUUUCGGCUAAUCGCCGCCGGAUGCCGUUUAAACAGGAUUGGAACUGUGAGGAGUGUCAAGGUCUUAAUUUUGCGUCCAGAACUUCAUGUUACCAAUGCGGAGCUGCACGAAGUACAGCAGACGCUUCUUACAACGGUGGUGCAAGUGGGGGCGAUGGAGGUUUUGACGGGGGCGCCGGCCUAAGUGUGAGCCACAAUAACUGGUUCUGCCGCCACUGUCAGGCGAGCAACUUCCGCACUCGUGCAAGUUGUUGGCAAUGCGGUCGGGCGUCUUCAGAGUCGGGUGCUACCACGUGGUCAGAAGACGACUCUGCGCCCCACUUUGAGAAGGAAGGUUUCCAACAGACGUCCGACGACAACGUAGCGGAAGGUCAAGUAAACGUGUGGAACAAAAAGACGGAUGAUUGGACUUGCGGCAAGUGCUUUUCCAAGAACUUUAAGAACAGACAGGAGUGCCACAAAUGUGGAGCAACGAAGACGGUAGCGGUUGCCCCGCGGCGUGCUUUUGUGCGGAAGCCCGUCAAAAUUUGA
Trypanosoma brucei brucei TREU927 is the source of this 1641-nucleotide messenger RNA. RefSeq lists its product as hypothetical. The record is from RefSeq and is a predicted model, not a curated record. NCBI's taxonomy places the organism in Eukaryota, Euglenozoa, Kinetoplastea, Trypanosomatida, Trypanosomatidae. The transcript has a single exon. The coding region runs from base 1 to 1641 and encodes 546 amino acids.